AAAUUUUUAUUAUUAUAUUUACUCCAGAUAAUAUAAAAUCCCAAAUUUUGUUUGUUUUGGUGUAAUUUAUAACAGUUUUUUUCUUCUUAAAGAACCGUGCUCAAAUACAAUUCGUUCGAUCUCGCAAUUCGAAAUCUUUGCUCCUAUCUGAAUCUUCUUCUCUUCAACCCAUUUCAAGAUUUUAUCCUCUGCAGCGUUUUAACGAGAUUGUAUCUCUCCAUGGACGUAGAAGAAAAGAGGAUUUCUUCUGUCUAUGCCAAGCCCCCAUGGAUAUUCAAAGGAAGUGCGCUGUACCAGAUUCAUCUUGUGAAAGCUACGACUGCUCGAGCAUUCAUCCCCAAAGAGUUUCGACUAGUUGAAGCUUUUGGAUACACUCUUGGUGGGUUUUUCCUCGCUAGCUACGAUGAUAGCCCCGCUGGUGUCUUUGAUGAGCUUGUUGUGAUUGCAGGGAUAGUAUGGAACCCUCCUACAUCAUGCGCAUGGGCCGCGAGGGUGCUUGUGAACAGCAAAGAGGCUUGUCAUCACGGACGCAAGGAAGUAGGACUUCCUAGCCAAACUGCAAGAUUUUCAAAGAAAAUCACUGCGGUUCCAAAGCGAAAAAGGAACAGAGCUUUUGGUUUCUUGGACACAAUUGGUUUGGGAACUACUCUGUCUCAUUCUGAGGAUUUGGUAGAGGUUAAGGUUAGUGAAGUUGAUGGUGCUACUUCUGCAGAUAUCUGCAAUAUCCAAACUAGAUCGGAUGAAUCAGAGACCAAAUUCGGAAAAUGGAUGGGACCAGCAAUCAAAAUGUCACUCCCGAGUUUUAGUGGCAAUACAAAGUACAACCCAAACCUGCUCAAAUACUCAUGCCACCUCCACUGCAGGGUGAGGCCUGUGAGACCUGCAGUAGUAUCAGAUUAUUUGGAAGAUGAGGUAGAGAAUACAUCAGAACGGAAUCACAUUUCACAAGAACCGUUCGGUGAUGAAAGGCGGUUAAGUGUAGCAGUGAUGCUAUCGAAACCAAUCAUGGCUCUUCAAUUUAAAGGCUUAACAAUGCAAGUAGAAGCUCCUGUUGUAGUUCACCCUUAAGCGUAAACACAACACUCAGAUUUCAAGAACAUACAGCUUCCUUCUUCCUACAAGAUCAUGGUAAAUAUCAGAAUUCUUCAGGAAGAGGAUGACCGUCCAAGAACGCCUUGAACAGCACAAGUGAUCUCUCAGGCUGUGAGAAUGGGACCUCAUGUGCAGCUCCUCUCACCGUUGCAAAUGACAAGACAUUUCCAUAGACUUGAGUCCACCCACCGACCUGAAUUAACAAACCCAAUGUGUUAUUUUUUUUUUCAUCUUUGUUUUGGUAACAUUAGAGUUUGUUGCUUGUUUUACCUGUUGUCCUGCAAACCAGACUCGAUAAGGCACACUUGUUCUCA
This is a messenger RNA of Eutrema salsugineum, 1406 nucleotides long. Its product is annotated as protein NEOXANTHIN-DEFICIENT 1. The record is from RefSeq and is a predicted model, not a curated record. The coding region runs from base 220 to 1068 and encodes 282 amino acids. The transcript is spliced from 12 exons. NCBI's taxonomy places the organism in Eukaryota, Viridiplantae, Streptophyta, Magnoliopsida, Brassicales, Brassicaceae.